GUUUCUUGUUCUUUGGUUGGUAGCGUGGUGCCGUCAGUCUGUGACAACUCGUGGACCAUAUUUGUGUCACCUUUUACAAACAAAAGGUGACAAUCGGAUUGUUUUGAUAUUUGAUGACACAGUGAUCUCGCUGUAUUGAGUGAUAAGUGUUGUGUGCUCUCUUUGAUAGUUAAAAACACUGGAAGGUCCCAUACAAAUGUCAUAUUACAACCACAACGGGAAUAUGGCUCAACCAAUCACAACUAUAGAAACAGUUACUAUAAAAAGGCCUUUGAAGGUAAGUGUCGUCAUUAUAAUUAUCGUUACAAAAAAACACAUAAAUAAAAUAAGUAAAGUGUUUACAUGUGUCUCGUUAUUGCGAGCCACAGAAGGUUUGUGCUUUAAUUUACCUGUAGAGCAAGGCAUUCUUUAA
Molecule: messenger RNA, 412 nt
Organism: Acanthoscelides obtectus
Lineage: Eukaryota; Metazoa; Arthropoda; Insecta; Coleoptera; Chrysomelidae
Source: the annotation of a GenBank genome assembly